AUGGCAACAAAGUGGUGGAAAAUAAUAGCCUUGCAAAUAUUGAUGACUACUAUAAUUUGUUCAAUCGGAUUGGAGCUUGAUGAUGAUUCAAAAUUGUCCAAUGAAAAAAUGAUUUCGUUAUUUAAACCACUUUUAGAGGAUAUAUCUAAUCAACAUGCCAUUAAAGAUAAUGAAAAAAUAGAGAAAACAAAGAAUUUACAUCUACCAUUGUCAUUGACAUUGUUCAAUGGAAAAUAUUUUGAAAAAUUCUUAGAGAACGAUGAAUUAAAAAAUGAGGAUUUACAUCAAUCGACAUUUAAAAAAAUUCGAAAUAUACGAAAUGUAAAUAGCACUGACAAUGCUAACAAGAAAAGUAGAACAAAUUUAUGUUAUUUUAAGCUUUGUGGCAAAAGAAUCAAUGACGACCAUGACAAGUCCAUCCGUAACGUACCAAAAAGAAAUAACAAUCCACAAUAG
Messenger RNA from Rhopalosiphum maidis (corn leaf aphid), 456 nucleotides. RefSeq lists its product as uncharacterized. The transcript is spliced from 3 exons. The coding region runs from base 1 to 456 and encodes 151 amino acids. The record is from RefSeq and is a predicted model, not a curated record. NCBI's taxonomy places the organism in Eukaryota, Metazoa, Arthropoda, Insecta, Hemiptera, Aphididae.